Molecule: messenger RNA, 1546 nt
Organism: Olea europaea var. sylvestris
Lineage: Eukaryota; Viridiplantae; Streptophyta; Magnoliopsida; Lamiales; Oleaceae
Exons: 8
Coding region: 1-1206 (401 amino acids)
Source: RefSeq, a predicted model, not a curated record
AUGGUUUGUGUAAUGUCUAGAGACAAAGAAAGCAAGAUACAAUCUUCUACUAAUGGCAUUUUCCCUAGCAUUUGGAGGGUAUUUACUAAUUUUAUUCAGCGUCUUGUAACAAAAUCUUUAGUCUUGUGCAUUUACUCUCUCAAGAUGUCUUAUUGUUCCAUUAAUAGCUCAUAUGUUUCACAACUUUGUUGCUUUCUCGUGAUAUUCUUUCAAAGACCUGAACAAUACAGAGAUGGAGCACGGAAGUUUGGGGAACUAGCUCGUGAAAAUCUAAAUUCAAAAAUGAUAGGAUGCCCUUGUAUCAAGUAUAUAAAUCUAAAGCAUCACAAUUAUGAAAUAGUGUAUGAACAUUUGAUUAUUAAAUGUAUGGAUCCUACAUACACUGAUUGGUUACAUGGAGCCGAACUGAGUUCUAAAACAAAGUACUCUUGUGUUUGUGUCUUCCUGGAUCUCGUCUAUGUAAAAGGAUUGGGUUGGGACUCGUUUGAAGCUUUGAUGGUGUAUAUCUUUGAAUUGGAGUAUUUAUUAUGUUUUGAUGAAGUAAUAGUAUAUGAGAUCAUGCUUAUUGACUUAAAUGAAGGUGAUUCAACACGGCUCCUCGAUAUAAAACUGAUAAUUCACGCCUUACAUCUCUCCUGCCUUCAUUAUAAAACCUCAAAUCUUUUCCCAUUCCGUUCUCUCUCUACCGCCCACGGCGGCGUCACAGCUCUCAUCACCACCAUCCUCGGAGAUCCACGAUAUCUGACGGCUAGGAUGAGUUAUAACUCACGUACACCGUUGAUGCCUGUACCCUCAAGGAAGCGGAAAGAAAGAGAGGCAUAUUAUAAUGCCACGUCAUCAAAACCGUUAGUUCCAGUAACGGCAGUUAAUCCUGUCGUUAGUAGUGGGAAUCCAACGACGUCGUUCGAGCAGCAGCCGAUUUGUUCGAACCGGCUUUUAGCCGGUUACAUGGCUUACGAAUUUUUAACCAAGGGAACUCUUCUUGGGGAGAGGUUUGACCCGGCUCGAACCGAGGCCGUUCCUGUGAGCUCAGCCGACUCGAAGUGGAACGGGCACGGUGUGAGUCAGAGUCAGAGUCAGCAGAAUGUUGAAGCAGAGCCGAAGCCGCAGAGCUAUGCUGAGGUGGCAAGCUUGUUGAAGGGUGAUGGGGCCCAUAUUCCAGGGAUUCUUAAUCCUACGCAAUUAGCUGGAUGGAUUCAGAUGUGAAAGUGGAUGACAACGUGGAGGAAAUUCAUUGGUGGUUCACGUUUUCUUCCUCAGCUUAAGAAAUUCUCCUCUCGAGAACCAUUGUACGUAGAGCUCAAUUAAAUCUCUCUUUUGAAACUGAUUAAGGGCUCAGGCCAGAUUUUCUAUUUUCAAGAAAAUGACCUCAUUUUUUUUGCAUGCAUGCAAUUGCAAGACCUUAUCUACGAUAUUUUCUCACCAAAGUUCGAUACAUACGAAAAUUAUGCAUAGUAGCAAUAUAAACAGGAUGUUCCAUGCUGUGUUGAAUAAUCACGUUAGGAUAUCUGUUACCUCAUCAAGAUAAAUGGAUUCAAAGAUUUCA